AUGGCUUACGGCAUUAUGGGCUCGAUGCCUGAUUCCCGAAUGCUGACCUAUCGGACAAUGAAAGAUGUCAAAGCUGUAUAUUUCGACGGCGCGAGCGCGAAUUUGAUAGGGGAUGGCACUACGAGUCAGAUGGUGUUGCUUUAUAACGGCAGUGACAGCAUCCCAAGGCGGGGUGGAUGGAGAUCCCCACCUAAUCAUGGUAGACGACUCCAAGAUGAGGGUAGUGAUGGCAAAGAGAGGGAAAGGGGGGACGAUCCACCGAGAAGACCUCCAGGCCACUGGAAUCCAUUGGAAGACGAAUAUUUUCGCGCUAGAGGGCUAUGCAAGUGGCUUGUGUCUCGAGGUCUUGGUGGAAUCGGUUGGGGCUAUGAGGGAAUUGUGAGAAUGAACGCCGGAUUCGAAGUCAUUUGGUGCGAUUUUGAUAGUCCAUCUUUGAAGUUGCUCUCGAAUCUGAACGUUUCGGCACCACGACUUGAAGAUUCGACACCAAUAGACACGGAACGUGUUAGAAUAUUCGAGCAACUUCAGAUUCAAGCGAAGUUAAGAGUGAAGGGUGAUGAGGGACCUCAUGGACCCGGAAUGACCGAUCCUACGGAGCCAUUUAGGGACAGCGCCAACUGGUUCUGGUUUUCAGCUGCCGCAAAACGAUACUUCGGUGAUGCUAGGAUCAAGGUCAACCCAUGUGGUGUGUUUUCCUUCUACGAGCCCGAGCUCCUAAACCAGAGCCGUACGAGAAUCGAGGACGAGACAAUAAGACUGAAUUUGACUGGAGACGGGAGGUGGAACGGUCCAGAAGGAGAAUCACCUAGGCAAACAGGACUCGAGAAGCUUACGAGGAGGCGGAGGGAGCACUCGCUAGACAGUGUGGGAAAUACCGAUGGGCUAUUCAUGCGGCAAGCUUCAGAAAGAAGAUUGAAGAACGCACUGAAAGGUGAUGAAGGCUGCAGUGGUGUGGAUUGGCAUUAUCUAACAAAGAGCAUUGUUGUCGGGUACGCCCGUGAGAUUCAAAAGCUUCUUCAAGCUCUGAAUAGCGACUUUCAGUCUCAAUCUCGGGAGUGGCUUCAACAGAUCAGAGCACUGACGCAUUGGUUCAUGAUGCCAUUCCUUGAGUAUCCGCCAGGGCGUCCAUAUGAUAGCGCAACUUUGGAAACCAUGUUCGACGUGGGCUCUCCUCUCGCAUUGGCAACUUUAGAAAGAUGCCAGAGUCAGCACGAUGUGGACAAAUAUGAAUUGGGCGAGGGAGACAAUGCGGCGUAUUACGCAGUGAAAGAAACAUUGGCAGGGAUCUGCGGGACUGUCAUAGAGAUUGGCCUGGGAGUCGAGCAUCAGUGGCUUCUAAAUUUUAACUCGAUACAUUCGGAAGACAAGAUUCAGCGGCGAGCGAACCUUCUAGGCGACCUUCCCACUGCUGUACAAAGUUGGAAAGCGAAGGUGGAAGAUCUGAUGGCAUGGCUGGGUUGGGUUGAGAAAUGGACAAGUUGUGAUGAUUCAUGUGGCGCCGAUGAAGUUUGUUACGUUCCAAUGUGGCCCGUCUCUGGAUUCCCUCGGAGGGGUCGUCGACCACCAAACCAUCCAGGCGAUAUGCAUUCGCUUGGUGCGCUAUAUUGGGGCUGGGGAGAUACAAGCAAAUAUUUCUGGGAGCCAGUGUGUGUGAAUGCCUCGUCUUAUCCACCUGAGAACUGGGAGUAA
This is a messenger RNA of Lindgomyces ingoldianus, 1689 nucleotides long. RefSeq lists its product as uncharacterized. The coding region runs from base 1 to 1689 and encodes 562 amino acids. NCBI's taxonomy places the organism in Eukaryota, Fungi, Ascomycota, Dothideomycetes, Pleosporales, Lindgomycetaceae. The record is from RefSeq and is a predicted model, not a curated record. The transcript has 2 exons.